Camelina sativa (false flax) is the source of this 2111-nucleotide messenger RNA. NCBI's taxonomy places the organism in Eukaryota, Viridiplantae, Streptophyta, Magnoliopsida, Brassicales, Brassicaceae. The record is from RefSeq and is a predicted model, not a curated record.
GAUCAUUUAUCGUAACCCACUAACAUAACACCCAUAAACAAUUCUCCAAGAGUCGUUGACAAAACAAAAAAAAAAACUUCUAAAAAAGUCAGAAUUUGCUCUAGACCCUCCAUUUUUCCCGUUUAAAUCUCCAUCAUAAUCUCUGCCUUUCCCUGCCAGCCAAAAUCUACAAACACAUAUUAUCCUUCAACUUUCUUAUUCAUAGCUAUCACAACCUUAAAAAAAAAAUCCCCCUAGACAAAAAAAAAGAAGUAAAAAGAUAUUAAUUCUAUCCAUUAUUCUAUAAUCUUUAUUUUAAAAUCAAGCAUUUGACUUUUUUGAUAAAGAGAUGAGGAACGAAACGGGUGGUACCAUGGUCGUUGAUCUCCAAAAUGAUCCAUAUAACAACAAUCUCAAUAGCCACGACCUUCGCGAUGGUCCCAAACCGAGGCCUAAAUUUGGUGAUCUCUUGAAAGCUGACCACGACGGAAUAUUCCCUCCCGACGAUCUCGUCAGUGGCAACAGCAACGCAAGUCACCAGAGAUUUAGCAGCGUCUCGGCCUCGACAAUGAGCAGCGGUCCGACAAGCGGUGAAGGUUCUCCUUGUGUAAUGUCACCAUGGGCCCGCGUGUCGCCCCCUUGGGGUGCGGAUUUCAAUGAAGACAAUGUCCUCGAAACCAACGGUCUCAUUGGAUCCAUUGUAAGAAAAGAAGGGCAUAUAUACUCGCUAGCCGCUUCUGGUGACCUUCUCUACACGGGGUCGGACUCGAAGAACAUUAGGGUUUGGAAGAAUUUGAAGGAACACGCCGGGUUCAAAUCCAGUAGUGGCCUCAUUAAGGCCAUUGUGAUAUUUGGAGAUAGGAUCUUUACCGGCCAUCAAGAUGGGAAGAUCCGGAUUUGGAAGGUUUCAAAGAGGAAACCGGGAAAACACAAGCGGGUUGGCACAUUGCCGACAUUUAAAUCAAUGGUCAAGAGCUCCGUAAACCCUAAGCAUUACAUGGAGGUACGCCGCAACAGAAACUCCGUGAAGACGAAGCAUAACGACGCCGUGUCUAGUCUUAGCCUGGACGUGGAUCUUGGAUUGUUGUAUUCGAGUUCUUGGGACACGACGAUCAAAGUGUGGAGGAUCGCGGAUUCGAAAUGUUUGGAAUCAAUACAUGCACACGAUGAUGCGAUAAACUCUGUAAUGUCCGGUUUCGAUGAAUUGGUGUUCACGGGAUCCGCAGAUGGCACUGUUAAAGUGUGGAAACGUGAGAUGCAAGGCAAAGGAACAAAACAUGUGCUAGCUCAAGUUUUGCUCAAGCAAGAAAACGCAGUCACGGCGUUGGCUGUAAAAUCAAAAUCUUCCAUCGUAUAUUGCGGUUCCUCGGACGGGCUAGUGAACUACUGGGAACGUUCAAAGCGGGUAUUCACCGGUGGAAUACUCAAAGGCCACAAAUCCGCAGUGCUAUGUCUCGCUAUAGCGGGGAACUUGCUGUUGAGUGGUUCCGCCGACAAGAACAUAUGCGUGUGGAGACGAGACCCGUCGGACAAGUCCCAUCAGUGUCUCUCUGUUUUGACGGGACACAUGGGACCGGUAAAGUGUCUAGCCGUGGAGGAGGAACGAGCUUGCCGCAAGGGGGCAAAAGCCUCUGCAACGGGCGAGGGAGACCGGAAGUUUAUUAUAUACAGCGGAAGUUUGGACAAGUCGGUGAAAGUAUGGCGAGUAUCGGAGAGGAUGGCCACGUGGAGGGAGAUGGACGAGCCAGCAGCAUCUUCCGGACGGAAGAGCUCUUCCUCUCCGCAUGAAGAGAGUGGCGCGUGGAGUUCACGAGACAUGGAAAAACAAAAAUAAAAACGAGUGGAAGGAGCAUAGUGUGAUUAUAUUUCGAAGCUAUCCCGUCGUUACUCAGUCAUGAGGACCCGUCCUCACGCCGGGAAAGAGUCAAAAGAAUUGAUUUCUAUUUUACGACCAAGUCAACGGAGAUGUUUGUGCCUCGUUUAGAUGGUGAGAGAAUCAAAAAAGUCGGGUUGAUGGUUUUCACGUACUGAGUUUUUGCUUUUUUUUUUUCUUUGAAAGAGAAAAUGUUUAAAACGAGAGUGUACAAUAAUUAUUUGUUUUCUCUAAUUUUUUGUAAAAAUAAAAAUAAAAG